UCUCGUAUUUCCUUUUCAAAAUGGCACCCCCCAUUCCUCAUUUGGCAGUCAGAGGAUCAGAUGGCUCUUCGCUGUUGUGUGGACCUCCAAGUUGUCAGGAAAGCUCUGAAUUUAAGAGAGAUGAGCUGCCAGGGAAACACAUGGUGUUCAGCAGCGACGGCUCUCUGUUUGGGUGGUGCAAUGGGACACAGGUCAGUGUGGUCAAAGUUCCGUCUGGUGAAUUGGUGAAGUCUUUCGAUCUACCCAAAGCAACCGCGCUGCAAUUCUCACCUCUGAAUACCAUUUUGGCCACCUGGCAGCAAUAUACCAAAGCGCAGGAUAAUCCUCAGGAAGAUGCAAACCUGCAGCUCUGGAACCUGCAGACAGGAUCGCUUGUCAAAGCAUUCUAUCAGAAGAAGAUUACGGGAUGGUGUCCAAGCUGGGCAGAUGAUGAAAACAUUGCUGUUAGAAAUGUCAAUAAUGAACUUCACUUCUUUGAGAACAACAAAUUUGAAACGAUUGCUAACAAACUUCACCUUCAAAAAGUGUCAGAGUUUGUGUUGUCCUCUGGGCCUCAGCCAAACAAGAUUGCCGCCUAUGUUCCUGGAAACAAAGGUUGUCCCUCUUUUGUGCGACUCUAUCAGUAUCCCAAUUUCGGUGGUCCGACUGCUGCACUGGCCAACAAAAGCUUUUUCAAAGCUGAUAAAGUGACCAUGCUGUGGAACACAAAAGCCACUGCGGUUCUGGUGACCGCCAGCACAGAUGUCGAUAAAACAGGAGCGUCUUAUUAUGGACAACAGACGUUACAUUAUGUUGCUACCAAUGGAGAGAGUGCGAUAGUACAACUGCCAAAGAACGGACCCAUAUACGAUGUGUGCUGGAGCCCCAACUCUACCGAGUUUUGUGUUGUUUAUGGUUUUAUGCCUGCCAAGGCCACAAUCUUUAACCACAAGUGUGAGUCUGUGUUUGACUUCGGCACGGGUCCCCGUAACGCAGCUUUCUACAGCCCUCAUGGACACAUCCUGGUUCUCGCAGGCUUUGGAACCUUAAGGGGCCAGAUGGAAGUUUGGGACGUGAAGAAAUACAAGCAGGUGUCCAAACCCCAGGCUGAAGAUACAACACAUUUCUCCUGGUGCCCCGACGGCGAGCAUGUAAUGACGGCGACCUGCUCUCCCAGACUCAGGGUCAGCAACGGUUACAAGAUCUGGCACUACACCGGCACUGUGUUGUACAAGCACGAGAUGCCGUCCAAUAGAGAGCUUUGGGAAGUGUUAUGGCAACCCUUCCCUACCGGAACAUUCCCAGAGAAGCCAGUGAAAUAUCAAGCGUUGCCGAGUGAGCUGGGCAGUACCGAAGCCAAACCCGCCCAGGCGUAUCGGCCACCUGCUCUCCGUAACAAACCCCCGACCGCCAGCUCCAAACUGCAUGAAGUAGAGCCAGCGCAGAACAUGAAGCCUGGUGCUGCCGGAGAGAAGCAAGUGUCCAAAGAGGCUUUGAAAAAACAGAAAAGACGUGAAGCAAAGAAAGCUGCCAAACAGGAUGGCAAGUCUGAUGAAGCUCCGCCUCCAGUUACAGACCCCGCCCCUACUGUUCCUGCUACUGAGACAACUGGAGACCCUGAAACUGACAAAAAGAUCAGGAACUUGAAAAAGAAACUCAAAGCCAUUGAUGAACUGAAGGAACAGCAAGUGGCCGGAAAAGUGAUGCAGAAAAAUCAGCUUGAAAAGAUUCAAAAGGAGGCCCAGUUGCUGAAGGAGCUGGACGACCUUGAAUUAGGAGUGUAAACACAUCUUACCAGCUUUUCAAAUCUGUCAUCAAUUUUCAAGUCAUAUUAGAUAGGAGAUGCUUUUCAUAAACCACUCAUGACCACCAAAUAAGAGUCUGUCCUGCAUUUGUGUAUAUGCCUGAAAUAAUGAUGACAUUCUUUAAAGCAACAUUGCUAUGCAAUGUAAUGUACAGCACGAGAGAACACUGAUGACAAAAAUAAAGAUGUUGAAAAUCGA
Messenger RNA from Triplophysa rosa, 1982 nucleotides. It is a transcript of the gene eif2a, whose product is annotated as eukaryotic translation initiation factor 2A. The coding region runs from base 21 to 1763 and encodes 580 amino acids. The record is from RefSeq and is a predicted model, not a curated record. Gene Ontology annotation, biological process: translational initiation. Gene Ontology annotation, cellular component: cytosolic small ribosomal subunit. Gene Ontology annotation, molecular function: mRNA binding; protein binding; tRNA binding. The transcript has 14 exons. NCBI's taxonomy places the organism in Eukaryota, Metazoa, Chordata, Actinopteri, Cypriniformes, Nemacheilidae.